AUGAGAAUACAUAUUAUAUUAUUUAUUGUUAUUUCUAUAAAUAUUUUUUCUCUUGGAUCAUCGUUUGUUCCAAAUGAAAAUGAUCUUUGGAAUUCAUUUGUAAAUUGGCAAGAUGCCUAUGGAAUUGCAUAUUCAGAUGAAGAAAUUCAAUCGAAAUUUGCCAAUUAUAAGGAAACGCUUUUUGGUUUAGCGCAGAUAUUAGUAACAAAUGAUCAAGUCGAUAUACUCUUAGAAUAUCCCAACAUCACUGAAUCAAGAAUAGAGAGUAGUAAUCUAGGAAUUGACUCUGUGUUAGAGGUUGAACCAAUUGUAUCAUAUCCAAAUUCAGAUUCUGUUCAAUAUUCUAUGAAUGAGUUUAGUGAUAUGUCAAAUGCAGAGUAUCAACAAUUCUAUAAUGGUGGUGCUGAUCCUUCUUUGGCCGUUGAAAAUGCAUUAGCAGUUGGUGGUGGACUUACCGCUGGUGUUAUCGCUGCUAUUUCCGCUGCAGGUGUUGUAAUUGUUGGAGGAGCUAUCGCAGGUACUGUAGUAGCUUACAAGAAAUUCCGACAUGAAGAAGAAGAGGAGGCCCCAGUAGAAGUCGAGAUGAGUAAACCAAAAGACAAGAGAAAGUCAUUCAUUGACAUUUUCAAUCUAAAGGCUAAUAGACACAAAUCGAUUACUGCUAGAGCUGCACCUAUACCCCUAGAUAAUUAA
Molecule: messenger RNA, 693 nt
Organism: Heterostelium album PN500
Lineage: Eukaryota; Evosea; Eumycetozoa; Acytosteliales; Acytosteliaceae
Exons: 2
Coding region: 1-693 (230 amino acids)
Source: RefSeq, a predicted model, not a curated record